Molecule: messenger RNA, 706 nt
Organism: Osmerus eperlanus (European smelt)
Lineage: Eukaryota; Metazoa; Chordata; Actinopteri; Osmeriformes; Osmeridae
Gene: gal
Product: galanin/GMAP prepropeptide
Exons: 7
Coding region: 124-540 (138 amino acids)
Biological process (GO): neuropeptide signaling pathway
Cellular component (GO): extracellular region; secretory granule
Molecular function (GO): neuropeptide hormone activity; galanin receptor binding
Source: RefSeq, a predicted model, not a curated record
GUCAAACAGAAGCACCACGUAAACUCCACAAAGUAUAAUUCUAUGAGGUAGCACAUUUUACAAAUCUUUCAGAAUCGAAACUUUUUAUUUAAACAAUAAGAAAACUUCAAUUCAAAGAAGUGUAUGGGGCUGUUGUGCGCGGCGCUCAUCUUUUGCGCAGCUCUGUCAGAGACUAUUGGAUUAGUAAUUGCGGCUAAAGAGAAGCGAGGCUGGACUCUGAACAGCGCUGGUUACCUCCUCGGACCCCGUCGUAUUGAUCACCUAAUACAGAUAAAGGAUUCUCCCAGUGCGAGGGGCAGGGAGGAGCGGCUGGGUCAAUAUGGCAUAGACAGCCACAGGACCCUUAGUGACCGCCAUGGCCUGGCAGGGAAGAGAGACAUGCCUGUAGAUGAGGACUUCAAAACAGGUACCCUAAGACUAGCGGACGAGGAUGUAAUACACACCGUCAUUGACUUCUUAUCAUACCUGAAACUUAAAGAACUCGGUGCCCUGGACACCCUGCCUUCCUCUCUUGCCUCAGAGGAGAUGGUGGAGCCUUAGCUUGGUGACUCCACCCCUCAAAUCUCUUCUGCAGUUCUCUCCCUCGUUACCCACCCCCCUUCCUCAGCCCAGUGCCACACCCCCACCUUUAUCUCUCUGAUGUGUACCGAAGAAUGACUGAUCAACAUGUGGGAGAUAGGAAUAGAUAAAACUUUUGAAUGGCAUU